Anopheles arabiensis is the source of this 1257-nucleotide messenger RNA. It is a transcript of the gene Txl, whose product is annotated as thioredoxin-like protein 1. The transcript is spliced from 3 exons. NCBI's taxonomy places the organism in Eukaryota, Metazoa, Arthropoda, Insecta, Diptera, Culicidae. The record is from RefSeq and is a predicted model, not a curated record. Bases 213 to 1073 code for a protein of 286 amino acids.
AAGAGCGCUGUCAAAGCAGCGAGCAAAAUACCGAAAAAUCAUCGUCAUCGUCGUCGCGCUUUGUUGCCGAAGCCCAAAAAACAGACCAAACCGUUCCGCCGGGGGUUGUGCCGUAAUUCUGCCUACAGUUUCGUGAAUAUUGCAUCCAUCGUUUGAACGGGAAACUCCACGACCUACUGCAGUUGCAUCUGUGCCGAAUUGUAGCUACAGAAAUGGCGGUAAAAGCCAUCAACGACGAGGGACACUUCCAGGCCGAGCUGUCGGCCGCUGGUGGUAAGCUGGUGGUGGUCGAUUUCACAGCGACCUGGUGCGGCCCGUGCCGCAACAUUGCACCGCUGUUCGAGCAGCUACCGACCAAGUACCCGAAAGCCGUGUUCCUUAAGGUGGACGUAGACAAAUGUGCCGAAACAGCCGCCACGCAGGGUGUUUCCGCGAUGCCAACCUUCAUCUUCUACCGUGCCAGGACAAAGAUCGACCGACUACAGGGUGCAGAUAUUAACGGGCUAGAGGCAAAGAUACAGAAACACUACGCGACCAGCGCAGACGAGUCCGGCGAGGACUAUGGGCAGGGAAUGCUCGAUCUGAACACCUUCAUCCAGAAGAACCAGUGCGAGUGCCUAAACGAGGCGGACGACCAUCCGUGGACGAAUGCGCUCACCUCGUCCGGCGGCCACCUGGCGUCCGACUGUGACGAGCAGCUGAUCAUCUCGAUCACGUUCAAUCAGGUGGUGAAGCUGCACUCGCUGAAAAUCAAGGCGCCGCCAACGCACGGGCCCAAGCACGUGAAGCUGUUCAUCAACCAGCCGCGCACGCUCGACUUCGACAUGGCCGACUCGUACGUGUCGGUGCAGGACCUGGAGAUCGACCCGAAGGACCUGGAGACGGGCAACCCGACCAAGCUGCGGUUCGUCAAGUUCCAGAACGUGCAGAACAUACAGCUGUUCGUGAAGGACAAUCAGUCGGGCGGCGAGACGACGAUCAUUGACCAUCUGGCCUUCAUCGGGCAGCCGAUCGCGACGACGAAGAUGGACGAUUUCCAGCGCGUGGCCGGCAAGAAGGGCGAAAGUCACUGAGUUCCCGGGGGCAGACAGCGAAAUGGGUGGCGCUCGCUCGUUCGAUCGACGGGCGCAGAUGUUGAGCAACGGAUGGUGGUAUCGAUCGUCAGCAAAAACGUUGACGACAGACUUGUUUGCAAUCCCUUUUUUCUCAUGAAUCGGAAGUAUGAUUUAAUAAUAAAAAAACAAUAACACAAAUCUA